GAUCACUGUACUGUGUAGUGCAACGUUCAAGGGAAAGUUUGUCUCUUGUCGGCUUCUGUAUCUCCAGGAAGUUGCUGCAGAAUGGAUGGAAGUUAAUUCUCUACAUUGAUUUUGUAACAUUACAGUUUUCAAGAUUAUUUCAAGAUGCGUAGAAGAACAGAAGCUCAAACACCAAGCAAUGAAUUUGGCAAAGCUGAUAAAAAGGAUCUGGAUCAGAGACCUCAGAGCCAAGCGGAAACUAAAGGCUGGGUGUCUUACAGCUCUUUCUUCAUAAACAUUGGAAAGUGUUUACUCUUAAUCAUCAUCAUCCCUCCAUUCCUCAACUAUGCAUCGCUGCAAAGAGAAGGACAGAUGCUCUUGCCCAAAGAUGGCCAGAUUGUUGAUGUUGGUUUGGGUCAAAAGAUGCAUCUUUUAUGUAAAGGACAAGGAAUACCAGUGGUCAUACUGGAUGGACCAACUGGAAUGUCCUCAGACAUUUGGGUUCAUGUCCAAGAAAGUGUGGCCACACUAACAAAGGUCUGUACCUAUGACAGAAUGGGACUGGGUUUCAGCAAGCGGCUGAUGGAGAAUGAAACCACAGGAACUGAGAAAGUCUGGGGGAUGUCAACAACUGGGCGGAUGGUGGAUGAUCUGCACCGACUCCUACAGGCUGCUGGGAUAGCCAAGCCCUUCAUCCUUGUGGGGUCUGAGCUUGGUGCGCUUAAUGCCAGGUUUUACAGCCACAUUCAUGAUGUGCAAGUGUCAGACCUGGUGCUGAUUGAUCCCAUCCCAGAAGACAUUUUUGAGGAGGAACAGUGGAACGAGCACUGGCACGGUAAGCUGUUGCCAUCACUCCAGGCCAAUCAGUUUUCAGCAGCUACGGGGCUGAGCCGCAUGCUGAUUAUCCUGGGGGUGAUCGAACCGAUUAUUAAAGGUGAAAAUGUCUCAGAGGAGGUCAUCCAGCGUCAGAAAUACCUACUAAGUAACCCUGCCCAUCAAAGCAGUGCUGUGGAUGAACAUUACUUUGUAAACGAAAGUGCAGCUCAAGUAAGGGACAUCACAAAGUUUAAACCCCUCUCCAGCAGGACACCAGUGAGUGUGAUCACUGGAGAUUUCUUUGAUGAGCAAAUACCAGAACCUCUAAACCAGAUGGUAGCUAAGCUUCAAAAGAAGUUUCUGGAUGAGUCCUACCCAUCAGCCAAUCACAUUCACAUAAAAGGAGCAGACUGGCGAAUGAUCUACAAGAAGCCAUCUGCCAUCAGCCAGCACCUGAGGAGGCUAGUCAACCAGAGACAAGUCAAACAGCAGAGCGAGUGACCUGUGGUCAAAAUUUAACUAUACCCCAGAUAUGUACAGUGUAAUCUGAAUACUGUACGUUUUAAAUCUUCAUGUUAUGUUUUUAACUUUCCCCUGCAGCCAUCUGUAAAGAUUGUCUACAUGUCUGAUAAAGUCAGUUUUAGAACAUAUUUUUGAACAGCUCUGCUUUACUGAAAACGUUUUAAUUGAAGAUAGCUACAGGGUUUUCAGUGUGACGAUUCAGAAAUUCUUCUCUUUCAAGUUGUUAUUUUAGUCUCUUUACCUGAUUGGUCAGUGAGUAGUGAAAAAAUCGACGCAUUACUCCUUAUCAUUUGAAAGGCCUCAACACAUAUCACUGCUCAACUUGAUACAUUUUUAAAGAUCUCAGUUCUUGAUAAUCUUAAUAUUCUGCCAUGUUAUAACUACAAGUGAAGGUACCUGGUGUUCCUCUGUGCUGCAUCAGCUUCACUCAUUUGUUACUCGCAUAUAAUUGAGUUGCAUCACAACCAGACAUACAGUAGAGUUCUGUUGUUGGACUUCUUUUCAUCUGAUACAUUUUUAAAAAUUGCAAACAGAUGAGUCACCGAAUUUAGCAUUUUUGUAAACAACUCUUUGGUGUGUCUGUAUUUAACUGUGGCAAACAUGGACUGUUUAUUUAUGGAUAUACUGUAAUGUGAAAGAAAGACCAGCCAGCAUUGGUUUAUCCUGAGGAUUUAAGUUUAAUUAUGACACCACAUUAAAAUAAAAAUUUCCAACAGAUCUGGAAGUUAAUUCCAUCCAUAUACAUGCAUAGCAACAACGUUUUAAGAAACAUUUUCUCCCUUAAUCAGGACAUUGGAAUGAUCAUUUUACAUCAGUAUCCCCACUGAUCUCCCACCCAUCUUGUUCAUCAGCAAUAAACUUAAUUCUUGUACAUCUUUUUUCCCUAUGGGGUUACAAAUAAUUAUAUGCACAGCCCCCAUUUCAUAAUACUGCUUUCAGUAAUUUCCCCUCAUUUACAAAGUAUUGCAUGGAGAGCAAAGUUCAAAAAGGGAGACCAAAGUGUAUCAUCAAACAGAAAUACGAGUACUAUACAAGAAUGCUGCCAUCCUCAUGAAAACAUCCACAUCUGAGUUGAAGAAAAGAGACAAGGACAAACAGCCACAUAUGUAUGCAAAGCAUGUGCAUAUACCAAAAUGUGAGAUGCAGGGUUGUGCCUGGUUAUCACCCCGAGAUGAUGAUGUUUAAGGCUAACAAGUCAUUAGUAGUGAUCUGCAAGUGACAUUUUGGGCAUAUACAGAAACUGGUACAGCAAAUAAGAAUACACAAGUGCCUCAGUAGCUAUUUUUGUGUCUAAAAUGCAUCUCAUUUUUGUAUUGUCUAUUGUUUCAGUGAGCCUACAUUACAGUGUAAACAAUAUGUGUGCUACACAAGAAUGACUAUACAAUAAC
Messenger RNA from Monopterus albus (swamp eel), 2705 nucleotides. RefSeq lists its product as uncharacterized. Bases 145 to 1296 code for a protein of 383 amino acids. The transcript has 11 exons. NCBI's taxonomy places the organism in Eukaryota, Metazoa, Chordata, Actinopteri, Synbranchiformes, Synbranchidae. The record is from RefSeq and is a predicted model, not a curated record.